Molecule: messenger RNA, 2821 nt
Organism: Callorhinchus milii (elephant shark)
Lineage: Eukaryota; Metazoa; Chordata; Chondrichthyes; Chimaeriformes; Callorhinchidae
Gene: mcm8
Product: minichromosome maintenance 8 homologous recombination repair factor
Exons: 18
Coding region: 86-2416 (776 amino acids)
Biological process (GO): DNA replication; double-strand break repair via homologous recombination
Cellular component (GO): nucleus; MCM complex
Molecular function (GO): single-stranded DNA binding; single-stranded DNA helicase activity; ATP binding
Source: RefSeq, a predicted model, not a curated record
AGGAUGGAGAGGGAGGCCGUGGCAAGCAAGAGGACACGAAGCGAAAUCCAGAGGAGGUUUCCAUCAGCCUAAUCCUCAGCCACGAAUGACUCAAGGAACUUUGGAUCAAUUUGUACCAUAUAAAGGUUGGAAACUUUAUUUUUCAGAAGGUUAUGUUGAAAGCUCUCCUUUUGUGCAGAAGAUUCAGGCAUUUGAAAAAUUCUUUGCAAGUCGUAUUGAUCUGUAUGAUAAGGAUGAAAUAGAAAGAAAAGGAAGCAUCUUGAUUGAUUUUAAGGAGCUUGUAGGUGAUGAAGCUCUAACUGCUGUAUUACCAAAUAUUGCAACUGAAUUGAGGGAUAUGCCAGACAAAUUGUUGGACUGUUUGGGACUGGCAGUUCAUCAGUUGCUAACUAGUGAUCUUGAGCGACGGGCAGCACAGUUGGGUCAGGGGCUGCCAAAUGAAGAGGCUCCCAUUGUAAAUGUUCCAUUUAUUCAAGCAAGGAUUUAUAAUUAUGAGCCUUUGACACCAUUGAAAAAUCUCAGAGCUAACUGCUAUGGAAAGUAUAUUUCACUACGUGGUACAGUGGUUCGUGUCAGCAAUGUCAAACCUUUGUGUACGAGAAUGGCCUUCACAUGUAAUACAUGUGGCGAUAUCCAGAGUUUGCCUUUUACGGAUGGAAAAUACACACCACCCACAAAGUGCUUGGUGCCAGAGUGCCGCAGUCGAUCAUUUGCAGCUAACAGAAGAUCUCCCUUCACAGUGACUGUAGACUGGCAGUCUAUUAAGUUACAGGAGCUUACAGCAGAUGAUAAGAGAGAGGCUGGGAGAAUCCCUCGUACUAUAGAAUGCGAGUUAAUCCAGGACUUGGUAGACAGUUGUGUCCCAGGAGACAUGAUUACAGUCACAGGAACUGUCAAGGUGGCAAACACUGGUGAAGGGAAGACGAGAAACAAAGAUGACAAAUGCUUAUUCCUUUUGUAUAUUGGGGCUAAUUCUAUCAGCAAUAGUAAAGGACAGAAGAAUUUGGGUUCUGAAGCAAUGUCGGGUGGUAGAUCCUCUAUGGAGUUUACGCUUAAAGAUCUUUAUGCAAUUCAGGAAAUUCAGGCUGAAGAAAAUCUCUUCAAACUUUUUGUUAAUUCAAUGUGUCCUGCUAUAUAUGGCCAUGAGCUUGUUAAAGCUGGAUUGGCGUUGGGACUGUUUGGUGGAUGCCAAAAGUAUGUGGAUGAUAAAAACCGUAUUCCAGUCAGGGGUGAUCCCCAUAUUCUCAUUGUUGGUGAUCCUGGGCUUGGAAAGAGUCAAAUGUUACAGGCGGUGUGUAAUAUUGCCCCACGGGGAGUGUAUGUCUGUGGUAAUACUACUACCACUUCUGGACUUACUGUGACUUUAUCACGGGACAGUGGAUCAGGAGAUUUUGCUUUGGAGGCAGGGGCCCUUGUACUUGGUGAUCAAGGUAUUUGCUGCAUUGAUGAAUUUGAUAAAAUGGGGAACCAGCACCAAGCCUUGCUGGAGGCUAUGGAACAACAGACUAUCAGCCUAGCCAAAGCUGGGAUCGUAUGCAGUUUGCCAGCCAGAACAUCAAUCCUUGCAGCUGCUAAUCCUGUGGGUGGCCAUUAUAAUAAAGCUAAAACAGUUUCUGAGAACCUAAAAUUGGGGAGUGCCCUGCUCUCAAGAUUUGACCUGGUGUUUAUUCUGCUUGACACUCCAAAUGAAGAUCAGGACAAUCUCCUUUCAGAGCAUGUCAUGGCCAGGCAUGUUGGGAAGAGAGGGAUCCUAAGCAGUGCUGUGGUUUCACGUCAAAAUACUCAAGAUAAUAACAAUUCAAUACUUGAAAUUGCUUUGGAUAGGCCUUUAAUAGAAAGGUUGAAGGUUGUCCCCGGAAACAACUUUGAUCCCAUUCCUCAUCACUUACUAAGAAAAUAUAUAGGAUAUGCACGUCAAUAUGUUUGUCCAAAAUUGUCCAGUGAAGCAGCUCAAGUCCUUCAGGAGUUUUAUUUGGAGUUGAGAAGACAAAACCAAAGUGCAGACAGCACUCCUAUUACAACACGACAACUGGAGUCUCUAAUAAGGCUUACAGAGGCGAGAGCAAGGUUAGAACUCCGAGAAAAAGCAACAAAAGGUGAUGCAGAAGAUGUGGUGGACAUCAUGAAACACAGCUUGCUAGACACUUACUCUGAUGAGUUUGGGAGAUUGGAUUUUCAUCGUUCACAACAUGGUUCCGGUAUGAGCAAACAAUCUCAGGCGAAAAGGUUUAUUGCCGCUCUGAACAGGAUAGGAGAACAGACUUACAAUAAUGUUUUUGAUGUUCAACAGCUCAAGCAGUUAGCAAGAGAAAUACAUAUACAGGUGGCUGACUUUGAGGGAUUUAUCAGCUCUUUGAAUGAUCAGGGCUACCUUUUAAAAAAGGGACCGAGACUUUACCAGCUGCAAACCAUGUAACCCCCGACAUUGCAGAAUAUUGUCAUUCGGUCCUGUGGACAGAGCAUUCUUUUGUUGUGCACUUUCGCUUUUUCACAAUGACUUAAAACUGUUAGGAGAGCUGAUACCCUGCCAUUUUAGGUGACAUAUCAGUCAAUUUCUCUUCAAUUUAGAUUCCACUAAAAUUGCACAAGCUAUGGGCGAGUUUUUUUUUAAAUCCUUACCUUGGUGACUCAUAGCGGGAAAUGGCAUCUCCCUGAGUUUGAUAUCGAUGGAUGUGCAGUUGAAACAGUAAUAUUACGGUAGUAAAGGUUCUCAAAUGUUGAGACCAGAUUUGUAACAGUAAUAUUAUGCUUUUAUGUGCAUAAUAAAGAAUUGUACAUAUUAAUAUACAUUAAACCAUUUGUAAUUAAAAAUAAAUAAGUA